AUGUACGGCUCUCAAUACACAGGGAACUAUCAAGCCCCUCCCCAGCCAGAAUGGCAGCAGCAGCACCCUCCGCCGCCGCCGCCUGCAAAUGCAUACAACCCCAACACCUACGGCCCCAUACAGCCGUCGACGAGCCCUGCGCCGGGGCUAGAUACGACCAGCUGGGGUGUGCGCUAUAAUCAGAAUGCGCCGCCGCCUCCUUUACCUCCUCGCACCGGCCUGUCACCUCCCCCAUCUUCAUAUUCCUCUCCUCUAGCUACGACGGCUCCUCCACUACCCACUCGUCCCGUGGCGGCAGAAACGAAUUCAUGGGACUAUGGUGCUGGCUAUAAUCAGCCCUCUCAAACCCCUGCGCCUCCUCCGCGGCCGCCGUUACCCGCGGCUUAUCAAAACGAAGCUCAGCAGAAUGCGCAAGCAUGGCAACCUCCCCAGCAGCCAUAUGUACCCCAAUAUUCUCACCAUGCACCUACGCACCAUUAUGAUCCAUCAACGCCGCCGCCUGCACCGCCACCCCAAAGUCAUACGCCUACGUAUUCGGCUGGAAACCAUGCGCCGCAUCCAAGUAUGAGUUAUUACCAACCACCGCCAAUGGAUCAACAUCCAAUAGCACCUCCAGUUUCUUCACCGGCACCGCCAACCAUGAGCCCUCCACCAGCGCAUUACCAACCGCCACCAAUGGACCAGCAUCCAGUAGCACCCCCAGCUUCUUCACCAGCACCGCCAACCAUGAGUCCUCCACCAGGGCAUCCUUCUGGACCUCCAUCGGGACCUCCACCAGGGCACCCACCAGGCCCUCAAACAAGCCAAGGUACAUCGGGUGCAUCUGCCCUAGGGUUCGGCAAUCCAUCUGAUUGGGAAUACCUAUCGGCCACACCGGGCGACGUGGAUGACGAUCAUCUGUAUCAGCAAAAUGUAGCUUCUGUGCAAAGUCACACUCAGCCAGCCCCGCAAAACCAAAUCUACCAGCCUGUCCAGAGCCAAUCUCCAGUCUCGUCGCAUGUUUCCAACUCGGCAUUCUCGGCGCCCAUGCAAUCCACGCCAGCCGCUAAUGCAGCUCCUGAUCAUCAGGCUGUGCCUCAUUCAACCCACCCCGCGAGGGAUGACAGCGUGCGGUCCGAAUACAGUGCAGUUUCAUCAAUGGGCCGUUCCGAGACAAUUGACGGCGUUAUCCAAGCUUGGAACCAGCCCGUGUCUCCGGUUAUCAGACCACAAGACGAGGAUUACUCCCAAAGUCCGAUUUCGGUCUCAGCAAAACUUGCUUCGCCCCCUGUACAAUCGAAUCUGCAGGCUCCUCCUCCGCCAAACACAUAUUCCGAACUUAAGAGCUCCUCGCCUAUGAAGGCUAGCCCGGAUGCCGAUUCAAGGGCGCAAACGGCACCACCUGACCAAACUAGAACUGCGACACCUGGCGCUUCUGAAAAGCCAGCCAAGCCAGUUGACCCGUACGACGACCUUGACCCAUGGUCCAAGUCGUCUUUAUUCCGGUACGUCACGAUGCUGCGGAAAGAAGCCGUGGCCGAGUCGGAUGAGGAAAAAUACAAGAUUUUUACCGGGUUUGUGGCUAAGGAGACACGUCUACGCGAGGUGCUAUAUAACAUCGAGCACGUCGCUAAAGAGCCCAAACUAUCAUCCGACGUUACUCCACCGGAACCUCUUAAGCCAAAACCAGACAAUAAAACUGAGCAGAAGAAUAUCGACCGGAGUGACGAGUCUGGCCUUAUACCCGUUGAAUCGGAAUAUUUUCCAGCCAACGCCGUCGCUAGUUCUGCGCAGUCCCCAGAUGUGGACGAUAUUCCCUACAGUCCAGGGGGGCGGCCGAUACUGCCUCGACCGUAUACGGCACAGGGAGUUAAAAACCAGCAUGCGUCUCUCCAGAGAUCAGCCUCGAACCCUUCUGGCCGUGGUAGCUCCCCGCUAACCAAGGUAUCGCCAGCCCAACUCGAAAGUGAUUUGGCCAUUCGAUCUACAUCUGUACCGCCGCAGUCGGCGACUAGCGAGGAACCCAUGGCUCCUUUGAAACCAGACUCACCUCAGCCCGCGUAUACGCCUUUUCGGUACGCAGAGGGACCUCAACGUGGCUCGGAAAGUCUCAAUAUCGUGCAGCCAGCUUACCAAGCAUACUCUGCAUUACGUCAAGCAUCUGCUGAGAGUGGACGCGCAAUGUCUGGUGCUCCUGUCGAAACUGGCCUCAGCGUUCCCGGCAGCGCUCCCUCGGACGAGACUUUUCUUGGUAUCAUCCGGGAAAAGAGCGUCUCAUACCGAGGAAAGUCGCCAUCCUUGGGUUCCGGGCAGUCUGCGAUUGAGGGACUGGGCGCUUUGAUUCCUAGUCCUUUCCCCAUUGUUGAACCAAGCCCUGAAGUUGCCAGCAUCGAGAAGAAGAUAGAGAUCUACUCUGACGAUUUCAGAUACAUUCCCGUAGCCACCGAGUCUUGGGAAUUAUCAGCAAGAGACCGACGCGAUAAACUAGAUAAAGAACGACUCACACGUCAAGAAAAGUCAGAAGAGCACAUCGAUUCGCUGUUCAACGAUAAGGAGAUUGGCUAUGCCGACAUCAACCCGCUAGAAGAAGAAUUCCGGCAAAAGGAAGCGCGAACACAGCUAGAAGAGGAGAGGAGAGAGCUUGAGCAUUUCAUCCGCAAUGUUUUCAACCCGCUCAAUACUCGCCUCAAGGAAGAGAUUGUGGAGCUGCGAGCGCUCAAUCAAAGAGCGAUGGAAGAGCUCAAGAGGCAGACUGUUCAGGGGGAGCACAGUAGUGCCAAUUACCAAAUCUCGCACACGAUGAAAACAGUAAACACGCUGGCGGCCAAAUUGGAAGACCGGUUCCAGAAGCGACUAGACAUUGCGCUGGAGCGAGAACAACGGCGGAAAAGGGCAGAGCGCCGACCAUAUGUGUUUUUGGGCGAUUCUCGCGCGCUGAAAAAGCUCGACGUUGAUUUCGAGAAGAUGGAAAAGCAAAACAUUGUCGAAGCCGCCAAGGACCGCGACGAACGAGCCAACAAACUGACAGAUCUCUUUGACGGGGCCAUUCUUUGCGCUCUGGGCAAUCACCAGCGAUUACUCGACGACAUUGCAUCCAAGACGAAGAAGCUUGAUGCCAACAGCAGCAAAACAAACAACCUAUCCGAAUCCGACACGGAAAUGGUGAUGCGCUCCAUCUUAGGGCUGACAAAGCUACUCGUCGACGACGCCGAAGCCAUGCUUACUAGCUUCAAAACAGCCGACUCGCUCCUCAACGAGGCCGACUACAAAGUCUCCGUCGCAGAAGCGCAGUACUCCAACGCAAACCCAGACAUUUUCCGGCAACUCGACGACGAGAAGCAAAAGGAGGAUGGCAAGAUUCAGGAAGACCACGCAUCGAAACUGGAGAGUGUGCGCCAGGGACCAGCGCAGACUAAUGCCACGAUUGAUCAGGUCCUGCAGGCGAUGAACAAGGAGCCGGGAAGCGGCACGGGGCCGUGGAAACGACCAGCAUCGAUUACUCUUCCUGUUGUGAAUGGCAACAGCACCAGCAAUAGCCCUCCGCCGCCGUCUACUGUCAAGCCAGUUAUAGAAGAACAGCAACAACAACACCCCGGCGAAGUCCUAAUGCCCGGCCACCGUCCCCGCGCGCCUUCAGCAGAGACAGAGCAGCAAGAGCGACUCCGCAAAGCGCUCGAGGAAGCGAAGAAGCGGAAUGCCGCAAAAAACUAUACUUCCUGA
Messenger RNA from Talaromyces rugulosus, 3699 nucleotides. RefSeq lists its product as uncharacterized. The transcript is spliced from 2 exons. Lineage: Eukaryota; Fungi; Ascomycota; Eurotiomycetes; Eurotiales; Trichocomaceae. The record is from RefSeq and is a predicted model, not a curated record. Bases 1 to 3699 code for a protein of 1232 amino acids.